AUGGUCACCACCGCCGUCGCCGACAUCCCCACCGUUGAGCUCCUCUACAAGAUCGGCCAGAUCCAUGCCAACCCGAAGGCCAUCUUCCCCCACAAUGCGUCGCAUAACCAAAAAGUCGCCGUUGUUCGAGGCGACAUCACCACCCUCGCCGUCGAUGCAAUUGUCAAUGCCGCGAAUAAGAGUCUUCUCGGAGGAGGCGGCGUCGACGGCGCGAUCCACCGCGCAGCCGGCCGGGGACUGCUCCAGGAGUGCAGGACCCUGAACGGAUGCGCCACCGGUUCCGCCAAGAUCACGGGCGCCUACAACCUCCCCAGCAAGAAGAUUAUCCACGCCGUCGGCCCCAUCUACGACGAGCUCAAUCCCGACGACUCCGAAGCGAAGCUUGCGGGUUGCUACAGCACCAGCUUGAAGCUUGCUGUUCAGAAUGGCUGUCGCAGCAUCGCUUUCAGCGCGCUGAGCACCGGCGUUUACGGCUACCCGAGCACGGAGGCGGCUCCCGUUGCUGUCGAGGUUGUCAGAGAGUUCCUUGACGGAGAGAAUGGCGAUAAGUUGGACAAGAUUGUCUUUUGCACCUUUGAGAUGAAGGACGUCAGAGCCUACAACGAGACCCUUCCUUUCUUCUUCCCUCCCGACGACCAGCCAGCCACCAAGAAGACCGAGGCCAGCCCUUCCAAGAAGGAAACAGAAGAGGCGAAAGCUAUCGCAGCUGAGUUGCCUAGCGUUCCCAAGUCUGACCCUUCUCAGUAA
Molecule: messenger RNA, 747 nt
Organism: Colletotrichum paranaense
Lineage: Eukaryota; Fungi; Ascomycota; Sordariomycetes; Glomerellales; Glomerellaceae
Product: macro domain-containing protein
Exons: 2
Coding region: 1-747 (248 amino acids)
Source: RefSeq, a predicted model, not a curated record